AUGGUUGCCAUGUCUCAAAAAGAAGGCAUCGCCAUGAGGAGGAAUUCGCCGCCGCCGACCCUUGAAAGGGUCCCUUCUGAAGACCCUGUUUAUGGUGAUGAUGACCAGGAUGACGCCCAAACCGUCAUGCAGCCCGCGUUGAGCGUUGCUGCGACCCGUCUCACUCUCCCACAAACAUCAGCUGCUGAGAAAGCUGCUGCUUUGGAAAGAAAAAGAUCUGCCGGUAACAUUUUCGAAUCGGGUCUUUUGAGCAGUGAUGAUUCCGCUAGCUCGCCGGAAUUGACACCCUUCCCUGACGAGAUCCCUACCAACUUUGAGACGGAGCCAGAACUGCGGAUUUCCCCAGCGCCACCUCGCAGACGGCAGUCGCAAAAGCUUCAAAAGGCAAGGCCAGUCCCGAAAGACUUGCCCUCACCCUGGCAAUCGAGUCCAAAAAACCCCUUCUUCGGCGGCGGAGAUGGCGAGGCGCCCAAGAACGCUCUUGAGUCCGUAUCGUUCGGUCAAACGAGGCACAAGCGCUCUUCUUCCACGGGGGCCGACGCCCUCAAAAAGUUCUCAAAUGCAUUUUCCUCAUUUCCAGCACCUUCUGCAAUCUUCAAUUCAUUUUCAUUCUUCACCGCAGCCGCAGAGAGAGCCGAGCCAAAGUCCCCAAUGGACCAACGGAGGUCAGCCCUGUCCCAGGGCGGAAGGUCGUACAGCAAUGCGGCUCCCAUGUCCAGCGGUGCCAACGGGCUACCUCGAGCGCAAACCAUGUCCAAAGAUGCGCCUGCGAACCGCCCCUCCGUGUCUUCAGGAAGGCCUUCCACCACCAGACCUCGCGUGCUAAGGAGGGUCACUUCGGAUGACUCGCUCCUGUAUCACUCUCUGUCCCGCACAUCUUCGAUUGGGGAUGACGAUGGCAGGUUUGACCAUGUCAGGGAAAUGGCGAACGUGAGAAUGAAGGCGAUCAAGGACAGUCUGCCUGAGAGACCCACGUUCAAAAUGCCCAGUCUACAGAGGCUCGGGUCGUCACUGAAACUGAACGAGGACGGGAUGGGCAAAACCGUGCCUGAGGCUCCCGCGCCAAAGGUUGACAACGAUGGAUCCUCGACCCUGGACAGAGUUCUGGAGACUUUGACUGGGGAUAUAGUCAUUCUCGGCGGAUAUCGAGGCUCAAUUCUGCGAUCGGCGGAGCCUCCACACCAUCAGCUAUGGGCUCCUGUCAAGAUUGGGUUGAACAUGAGGAAAGUCGAUCUGGAGGUGGGCCUGGAUCCGGAAGACGAAGAAACGAUGGAGAAGCGCAUCAUCCCGUCAGGCAUGCUGCAAAACAUCGGCCCCAUUGAUAUCUCGAAGAAGUUGUUCAAGAAGAUUGCCGCCUGCGAAAACGUUCGAAAAGGAAAGCUACGUUUGUGGGAUUAUGGCUAUGACUGGAGACUAAGCCCUCACCUGCUGUCCCGAAAGAUGAUAGAGUUCUUGGAAAAGCUCCCGUCAAACCAACCGGACUCCAAGGAACCCAGAGGCGCGCUAGUCCUGGCACACAGUCUCGGAGGUCUCAUCACCCGCCACGUGGUCAACCAGCGGCCAGAUCUUUUCUCCGGUGUGGUAUAUGUUGGCACUCCUCAAAGGUGCAUCAACGUCCUAGGGCCCCUGAGGGACGGCGAUGCGGUACUCUUGAACGAGAAGAUCCUGACUGCUCAGGUCAACUUCUCACUCAGGACGACGUUCGUCUUUCUGCCCGAUGACGGUUUCUGCUUCGUCAACAAAGACACGAAGGAAGAGUACAAGAUCAAUUUUCACGAUGUCAACGACUGGAUCAAAUACUGCCUCUCGCCCUGCAUCGAGCCCCCUUUACCGCCGCUGGUUCCCAAGGAAAAGUCAACAACGUUUGGGUCUCUUCUAUCGGUCCGCAGUCGUAGCUCAAGCGAGAAGAAACAGAACCACAUACUCUCACCAUCACUCGCCGACGCGGCCCGCAAAGCAGAGCUGGCCCGUGAAGGAAACAUGAACCCGCAGAUCGAUGGCAACACUCGUAGCCAGGCAUCCAGCAAUAAGCCGUCACCGUUCACCAAAGGGUCAUCGGGGACGCCCACGCCUCCCAACCGCGCCAGGAACCUCGCCUACCUCGAGCGUGUCCUGGCUGAAGUCAAGCAGUUCCGCGCCGAGACGCAGUUCAACCCGGCCCUCUCGGAAGCCAACGCCUACCCGCCUCUCGGCGUCAUCUACGGCAAGGAGAUCCCCACUGUUUACGCCGUCAAGGUUGCAAGCCGCGAGGCCAUCGCCCACCACGGCGCCUACGACGACCUCAUCUUCCGCGCUGGGGAUGGCGUGGUCCUCGCACGCGAGGCGCAGUUGCCCGAGGGGUAUGAGCUGGUGCGUGGCGGGCGGGUCAGCACCGAGCGCGGGCACUUGACCAUGCUCGGCGACAUGCCAGCCGUUGGCAAGGCGUUGGAAGCUGUUGUUCGGGGCCGACGGAAGGGUAUCGGUCUGGGAAGCGUGACGAAGGAAAAGGUGCAGAGGGGAGUGUCGUUAGAGCCUAGAAGGUUAUCAUCCGGCCGUUUAGGCUUUGCCCGGCCGUCUAGACAGAGCCAACGUAACUGGGAUUGGCGCAAGAUCAUGCCCAAGCGUUUAAGUCUAACACAACGUCGGUUGUACAAUAGAAUGUAG
Molecule: messenger RNA, 2643 nt
Organism: Colletotrichum spaethianum
Lineage: Eukaryota; Fungi; Ascomycota; Sordariomycetes; Glomerellales; Glomerellaceae
Exons: 1
Coding region: 1-2643 (880 amino acids)
Molecular function (GO): triacylglycerol lipase activity
Source: RefSeq, a predicted model, not a curated record